Molecule: messenger RNA, 2205 nt
Organism: Coturnix japonica (Japanese quail)
Lineage: Eukaryota; Metazoa; Chordata; Aves; Galliformes; Phasianidae
Gene: RIPK2
Product: receptor interacting serine/threonine kinase 2
Biological process (GO): positive regulation of canonical NF-kappaB signal transduction; positive regulation of apoptotic process; protein phosphorylation
Cellular component (GO): cytoplasm
Molecular function (GO): JUN kinase kinase kinase activity; ATP binding
Source: RefSeq, a predicted model, not a curated record
CCCUGGGAGGAGGCGGGCUGAGGUGGGGCGCCCACGGCGGGAGCAGUCGGGUCGGGGCGCUGCGAGUCUGUUGUGCCCGGUAUAAGCACGGCCGGUCUCAGCUGCUCCCCGCGGUGCAGUACGAGAAUGAGCGGCGGGGAGGGAGGCGGCCGGGCGGACGCCAUCAGCAGCGCGCUGCCCGCCAUCUCCUCCAGCAAGCUGCCGGACCUGCGCUUCCUCAGCCGCGGCGCCUACGGCACCGUGUCCGCCGCUCGCCACGCCGACUGGAGGGUCCCGGUGGCCCUCAAGUGCCUGCAAGGACCGCUGCUGGACAGUGAUAGAAACCACCUUCUAAAAGAAGCAGAGAUACUGCACAAAGCCAGGUUUAGUUACAUUCUGCCAAUCUUGGGAAUUUGCAACGAGCCUGACUUUCUGGGGAUUGUAACAGAAUACAUGGCAAAUGGAUCACUGAACCAGCUCUUACAUGGGAAAGAUAUGUAUCCUGACAUUGCCUGGUGCCUGAGAUACCGCAUUCUUUAUGAAAUUGCUUUGGGAGUGAACUAUUUGCACAACAUGAAUCCUCCGCUGCUGCACCAUGACUUGAAAACCCAGAAUAUUUUAUUGGAUGAUGAGUUUCAUGUCAAGAUUGCGGAUUUUGGCAUGUCAAAAUGGCGUGUCAUAUCCAUGUCACAGUCACGCAGUGAAACUUCCUUGCCAGAAGGAGGGACCAUUGUCUACAUGCCCCCCGAAGAUUACAAUCCCAGUCAGAAAACUCGGGCGAGUGUGAAACACGAUAUUUACAGUUUUGCAAUUAUUAUAUGGGAAGUGAUGUCAAGGAAACACCCAUUUGAAGAAGUUAUAAACCCCUUGCAGAUAAUGUAUAGUGUGUCACAAGGACAGCGACUAGACUUAAGUGAAAAAAGCUUAUCAAUGGACAUUCCGCAUCGAGCUCUUGUCAUAAGAUUGAUAGAGAGUGGAUGGGCACAAAACCCAGAUGAAAGACCAUCGUUCUUAAAAUGCUUAAUAGACCUUGAACCAGUCCUGAGAACAUUUGAUGAGAUAGCUAUCCUGGAAGCAGUAAUUCUCUUAAAGAGAUCAAAGUCACAGUAUGAAUCACGGUAUAUCCACAAGAGUGGAAACAAAGUGUUUGUGGAGAAAUCAUCUCUAAAUAUACCAGUGAAUCCCCAAGAGGAAACAUCUGCUUCCAUACACUGUGAUGCACUUCCUCUUCGGAGUAUCUCUCCAGAUAUAUCACGACUCAAAUCUCUUCCCCAGUGUAAUAUCCUCUCAUCAGAUGCAGAUUCUGGUGCUCCACACUCUCUCAGCUGUCAGACUGUGGAUGAAAAUCUCUCUGUAACUCAGAGCGCCAAACCUUUUGUGCAUCCAUGCGGCUGCCUUCUCUCAUCUGACAAGAAUAUUUCAGUUUCCUCACAUUCUUCAUCAUGUAUGCUGCAGACAUCGCCAAUUUCCUCAGAUUUUGUUUUGGAAACCAUACAACAGAAUGUAGCCCAUCAAUGGAUCCAAUGUAAGAGAGAAGAAAUUAUUGAUCAGAUGACUGAAGCAUGUUUGAAUCAGUCGCUGGAUGCUCUUCUAUCAAGAUUUUUACUCAUGAAAGAAGACUAUGAACUUAUAAGCACAAAACCUACAAGGACAUCAAAAGUCCGACAACUACUUGAUACCUCAGAUAGCCAAGGAGAGGAGUUUGCCAGAAUUAUAGUACAGAAGUUGAAAGAUAACAAACAGCUCGGACUUCAACCUUAUCCAGACAUUGUAUCUAAUUCUCUAAGACUGCAUCUUUAAAUGUAUUUGUUUCUGUUUGAAGCCAUGUGAAUAUUUCUUAAUACACAACUCUUUGCUUCUACAUAGUACUUUUUAUCUGUACUUAUUUGUCUUUACUACAUGGUGGUAGAAUCUCAAACAAAGACACUGGGUUUAUCAAAGCUGCAUUUGGUGAGUUACCAGUUGCAGUUUAUUCAGAAAGCCAAAAACUCGAAACUGGCAGACUGAUUUUAUACAACUAUUUUGUUUAUAUGUGACAAAGAAAAAUCAUUAAAUUAUACUUGUUUUACAUAUUUUCUGCUUAUCUAUAUCCUUCCAGUUUACAGGAUAGAGACAACUCGAUAUUGGUUCUCCCUCCAUCCGGUUUUUCCUCUAGUGGAAAGAAAAAGCCAUAUGCUCUAUUUUUAGUCCUGUGCAUUGUGUUUAUAAAUACAUUCCCUUCUUCCA